UUCAAGGUGACGUUAGCUACUAUUGUUAAUAUUUUUUUCUCCUAUAUACGAUCUUGUUCAGAGUCCUUUGUUUGUUGAAUUUUUGUAGUGUACCUUCAGGAUGUAUCACUACACUUCAUCUCAUAUGACCCAGGACAAAGAAGUUUCUAGGUGGCGCUCAAAAUGCUGAAACUAGUUGUUCAGUAGACUAACUGCUUUUAUUCUCGUGAUGAGAGCAGUAAAUUACAGUAUAGUUGAUUGUUUUUUCGGACAGUACUAAGUGAAUUUCAACACUCACUCUAAGUUCUUGAUCCUCUUUUAUUGGGAUAAACAAUCACCUAGAAAGAUGCGCAAGAUCUAGAUGCUCUCAGGCCAAAGUCCGACGGUCCGGCGGAACGAUAUGCUUCAUCGGGACGAUUAUAGCUCCCGGUGCCAUGCUGCAGUUUCUGUUAGCAUUGCCAAUGUUGACUGGCGCCACAGUUCGGUGUAGCUCGGUUCUAGCUCAACAGCAUAGCCAAGUGCUAAGAUUUCGCCUGUGUGCUUCAUCCGUCCGGCGGCCAGUUCACACUUCCCUAGUUUUCUACAAACUCGAAACCAACUGGGGUUCGAAAAAGGUGCGCGAACGAAAACUGCAAUCACUUCGAAAUAUCAUGGACCCCACACUCGAAGAGAUUUUGGCGCCUCUGCGAAUCUCCGUUAAGGAACAGGGUGAUCUCGUUCGGAAGCUGAAAGAAACAAGCGCUCCGGAAUUGGAUAUCAAAAAGGCCAUUGCGGAACUGAAAGCUCGGAAGAAAGUUUUAGAGGAUAAAGAACUCUCGCUGUGUCCUGCUGAUGCGAUGUUCGACCGCACGCGCAUGGAGGACCUUCUCAAAAGGCGCUUUUUUUACGACCAGUCGUUCGCUAUCUAUGGAGGUAUUACUGGACAAUUCGACUUCGGGCCGAUGGGCUGUGCAACCAAGACUAACUUCCUACAGGCUUGGAGGCGCCAUUUUGUCCUUGAGGAGGGUAUGCUGGAGGUUGACUGUACUAUACUCACACCCGAGCCUGUUCUGAAAGCUUCCGGCCAUGUAGACCGAUUUGCUGACCUUAUGGUUAAGGACGUAAAGAACGGAGAGUGUUUUCGACUUGAUCAUCUCAUCAAGGCUCACUUAGAAAAGUUAUCGACCGAUAAGAAGACCUCUGCCGAACAGAGAGCAGAGUAUGAAGACAUCAUUAUCAAGCUAGACGGAAUGAAAAAGGAUGAGAUGAACGCUGUCCUUCGUAGAUUUAACAUGAAGUCACCUAUUACCGGAAACGAUCUAACGGAUGCCAUAGAAUUUAAUCUAAUGUUUAGUACGCAAAUUGGCCCCUCUGGUCUCAUCAAGGGUUUUCUUCGACCAGAAACUGCUCAGGGUAUCUUCGUGAAUUUUAAGCGAUUGCUUGAAUUUAACCAAGGCAAAUUGCCGUUCGCUGCCGCGCAGGUCGGCUCGGCGUUUCGAAAUGAGAUUUCACCUAGGUCAGGUCUGAUCCGUGUUCGUGAGUUUCAGAUGGCUGAGAUUGAGCAUUUCACGGACCCCACUGACAAGGCCCAUCCAAAGUUUGUGAGUGUCAAAGACCUGGAGCUCGUUCUCUAUGCGGCCUGUGAUCAAAUGGACGGCAAGGCUGCGCAGCCUGUUCGAUUAGGUGACGCUGUGGCGAAAAAGUUGAUUGCGAACGAAACUCUGGCCUAUUUUCUAGGCCGUAUUCAUCUAUUUCUCGUCAAAGUGGGAAUCGAUCCUGCACGGCUCAGAUUCCGUCAGCAUAUGGCGAACGAGAUGGCCCAUUACGCCUGUGACUGUUGGGAUGCCGAAAUCAAAACUUCAUACGGCUGGGUGGAGUGCGUGGGGUGCGCUGAUCGGUCAUGCUUCGACCUUCAGCAACAUAGCAAAGCAACAAAUGUGCGUUUAGUGUCAGAGAAACUGCUACCCACGCCAAAGACCGUUGAUUUAAUCGAAGUGCUUCCACAGAAGGCCGUCCUAGGCAAGGAAUUCAAGAAAGAGGCUAAGGCUAUCAUGGAUACUUUGGCAACAUUGCCAGAGUCACAGAUCGCCGACAUUGAGAAGGCGUUUGAAAACGGUGGUACGUUCUCGCUUACAUACGCAUCUGGUAAACAGGUCGAACUAAGGAAAGACAUGAUACAAGUUAAACGUGGCAAAAAGACGGUUCACGUCGAAGAGGUGAUACCAGCUGUAAUCGAGCCCUCAUUUGGGAUUGGGCGAAUCCUAUACUCACUUUUUGAGCACAAUUUCCGAAUACGUGAGGGUGACGAGCAGCGAACAUUCUUAUCGUUACCACCAAUUGUCGCUCCCCUAAAAUGCUCCGUUCUUCCGUUGUCGGGAAAUGCUGAGUUCGCUCCUUUAGUGUCACGCCUGUCGGAUGAUUUACGGCUCUGUGACAUCUCUCACAAGGUAGAUGACAGCGGAGGCUCCAUUGGCAAAAGGUACGCCCGUACCGACGAAAUCGCGAUUCCGUUCGGCAUUACCGUCGAUUUUGAUUCACUGAAAGAGCCCCAUACAGUGACGUUACGGGAAAGGGAUUCCAUGCAGCAGGUGCGGUGCCCUAUCGAUGGAGUUGCUAAACUUGUCAGGGACCUUAGCCUCGGCAAGAAAACAUGGACAGCUGAUGUCGUGCCGAACUAUCCAAAGUUCGAACAACAGGAGACCACUUUGGCCCCCCAGUGUUAACUAACGAAACAGCUCCAGGAAGCUUUAGUGAAAUGCUUACGAUGAUUUUGCAAAACUUGCGCUUCGCUUCAUUCAUACACCACGAGAAGUAUUAACUUAGACUAUUGUCCCAGUUAAGUUCAAAUAUGGUGCAAACUCUAAGGAUUUCGAUGAUUCAGUUCAGAGGGCGGGGUCGUACGCUUGAUUCUGAAUAGCUGAAUCUAAAGGUUUGGGUGCACUACACUGGAUCUGAUUAAGCUAAGCACUUACAUAAUUCAUUACUUCUCUACUUACAAAGAGGUGCUAUGCUGUGGACGGAAGCUUGACAAGUAUUUAGGGAACGGUUUGAUGAAUGGAUAUCAUGGAAAUGAAUGAAACUACAUACAUAUGUAAACUGAUAUUAGCGCGACAAGGUCGCUAUCGCCGCCAGUUCAGACGCCGGACAAUGCAUCGAUUGUGCGAAAACUUAUCGAGAAAGCUUAUUCUGGUUGUGGUGUCAGAGUGACUGUAACCUCUCUAAGUUACAAUCGCUCUGUAACUUUUGUCAUGGCUUUUUCUUUGCUGCUACAACAGGAAUUAUAUCCGACGCGUCUGCGAGUGGUAAAAAGGAGAACCUGUGUAACAAACAGUACAAAUGGCAGAUGAAUGAACCAAAAAAAUAGAUGUAUCGAAAGCUUUCCGUGAACGCCGUUAAAUUACACUUAAAGUAAAUAAAAAAAAAAGUAGAAGUUGCAGACUAACAUUACAAAACUGCUCGUGAUUUUUUCAAGCAUAUUUAUAUUUGGAAAACUGAUUAAGUGAUGUUUGCAUUGAUUAAUAAACAUUUACUUGUAGUUCGAAAGUUAACGUAAGCUUCGAAAUUAAGGUAAAUUAGCAAGACGUCUUGUUUCAACUUGUAUCUGUUCAGGUGAAUGUUUGUCCAUGUGCACUUACCACAACAGACAGAGGGGUGUGAAUAUUAUACAUUUGUGAUUGAUUACUACAUGAACUAUCAUAAUAUAGCAUGAAGUUUUUUCCAUUCCUUUUUUUUGCGUAAAUCACGAUUAUUUGCAGUGUAUUUUGCGUCCAAGGGUUUUUACCGUACAUUGUUUACGAAUGUAUUUU
Messenger RNA from Varroa destructor (honeybee mite), 3764 nucleotides. It is a transcript of the gene GlyRS, whose product is annotated as glycine--tRNA ligase. Lineage: Eukaryota; Metazoa; Arthropoda; Arachnida; Mesostigmata; Varroidae. The record is from RefSeq and is a predicted model, not a curated record. Gene Ontology annotation, biological process: mitochondrial glycyl-tRNA aminoacylation. Gene Ontology annotation, cellular component: mitochondrion; cytoplasm. Gene Ontology annotation, molecular function: ATP binding; glycine-tRNA ligase activity.